GAGACUGGCUGAAUCCGGAAGUGAUCCCUGCGGACCCAGUCGCGGCCGAGGACCCCGGCGGCAGGGCCGAGUUCGGGACCAUGAGCUGGAUUCCUUUCAAGAUUGGGCAGCCCAAGAAACAGAUUGUCCCCAAAACAGUGGAGAGAGAUUUUGAAAGAGAGUAUGGAAAACUCCAGCAGCUGGAGGAGCAGACCAGGAGGCUGCAGAAGGACAUGAAGAAGAGCACCGAUGCUGACCUGGCCAUGUCCAAAUCUGCUGUGAAGAUAUCCUUGGACUUGCUCUCCAAUCCCCUCUGCGAGCAAGACCAGGACUUCCUGAACAUGGUGACAGCCCUAGACACGGCCAUGAAGCGGAUGGAUGCCUUCAACCAGGAAAAGGUGAACCAGAUUCAAAAGACCGUGAUUGAACCCUUAAAAAAGUUUGGCAGCGUCUUCCCGAGCCUCAACAUGGCAGUGAAGCGGCGGGAGCAGGCCUUGCAGGACUACAGGAGGUUGCAGGCCAAGGUGGAGAAGUACGAGGAGAAGGAGAAGACCGGACCAGUGCUGGCCAAACUGCACCAGGCCCGAGAAGAGCUUCGGCCUGUGCGGGAAGACUUUGAGGCCAAGAACAAGCAGCUCCUGGAUGAGAUGCCGCGCUUCUACAACAGCCGGCUCGACUACUUCCAGCCCAGCUUCGAGUCCCUGAUCCGCGCACAGGUUGGGUACUACUCAGAAAUGCAGAAGAUCUUUGGAGACCUGACCCAGCAGCUUGACCAGCCUGGCCACCCUGACGAGCUGCGGGAGAGGGAGAAUGAGGCCAGGCUGAGUGAGCUCAGAGCCCUCUCUAUUGUGGCAGAUGACUGAGUCCUCGCUGCCCUUUGGAGACUCCAGGGACACAAGUCCGCCUCUCCAGUCUCUGGCCCUGUCAAGCUUAGGCUCAGGUAUGAGCCAGCAAAAGGCCCUCCCCUGAGAGAAGCACAGGGACAGCAGAGCCCCUGCUCUACCUCACCAGCCCUCUGAAAUGACCUGGCACCAGGAGCCCCACACAGGCUGCUAUCUCCCCACCCAUAGCAAGAGCCCAGACAGGUAAGCAGAGCAGAAAAACUCCAGGGGCCUUCUCCCCUCUAAGAGAACCGUCCAGAGGGCAUCCUGGCCUGGGGCCUGCACAAGCUUCCAGCCUUCAAAGGCACCGGUUUUGCUCACCUGGCAUCAGCCUUGCUUGCAAGGUCGUGAUCACAUCUACCUCCAAAGACCCCUGGGGAGUCCACCUGCCCUCAUUGCCUUUCUGCUCCAGACUCCUCUAUUCUGAAGAGGCCCGAGACUGCCACGGGGAACAGAAGAGCUGUGCUCCCCCAGCCCAUAGACCCCCCCUCACUCCAGCCUCCCAGCACGACAAAAACUGGCUUAGCCCACUUCUGUCCCUUAGGUCAGGUGCACAGAAGAGUCCCAAGCCUCGUAGGUUCCCUAGGAAACCAGACUCGGCUUGUGUAAAUAGGCUACCAACCACACAAAAUGUCACAGCCUGAUUCAUAGGCCUCAGAGAAACAACAGUGGGUUUGUCUCACCGGAAUACUUGGAAUUUUAUUUUUUCAAGUAAAGUUUUCAAUAAAAUCGCCAGCUGUUACUGUGCUGUGACUGAGAGGAGAGCCACCCUAGGAUUGUGGCGGGGUGUGCUGCCCCCUGCCGAGCUGGCCGCACCUCUACAGCACUGCCUCUCUCGACCAGCAGGUGGCAGGGCCCAGAGCACCAGGGGCCCGCCCUUCCCACUGCCCCGCCCUACCUUCUGGACUAAGGGCUGGGAGGAAGGGGGCCUGCACAGGCAGACCUAGAAGAGGAAGAAGGGAAGGGCUAUGGAGGACACGUGGCUUGUUUUUGACUUUGGUUUAUUUAAAAAACAAAAAGCCAAAAAAAAAAAAAAAAACCAACUUUAUAUACAAAGUCAAACUGAAACCACGGAUUAUGGAAAGAGGCGAGACUUCUGGGGGGAACAGGGAAAAAGGCUGGGCCAGAGCCAAUACCACAUUCUGAACAUGGGGAGGUGCUGGUUUCUUCUGGCAAGUCUGGGGUGGCUAGAACACAGUGCUCUCUGGGAAACGCA
Nyctereutes procyonoides (raccoon dog) is the source of this 2076-nucleotide messenger RNA. It is a transcript of the gene BIN3, whose product is annotated as bridging integrator 3. The transcript is spliced from 9 exons. Gene Ontology annotation, biological process: endocytosis; actin cortical patch localization; plasma membrane tubulation. The coding region runs from base 81 to 842 and encodes 253 amino acids. Gene Ontology annotation, molecular function: lipid binding; protein binding. The record is from RefSeq and is a predicted model, not a curated record. Lineage: Eukaryota; Metazoa; Chordata; Mammalia; Carnivora; Canidae. Gene Ontology annotation, cellular component: cytoplasm; actin cortical patch.